GUACUGAAACCCCUGGAAAUAAGUGACUGCCGUCAGCUGAGAUCGCUUCCGCAUUAUUAUGCCACGCCUCCUGCACGUUUGUGUCGAAUCAUUUCGAUACCAACAAGUCUAACCUCAACCUGAAAAUGCGAUGUGAACAUUGUCGACUUUAAAUCACCGAUGUAUGGAAACAUGAAAGCGCUUUGCUGCUUUGCGCUUCGUUUUUUCCUCCUUGUUGAUGUGUCAUUGGUAUUGGGAGAUUUGGUCAGUCCUCAGAAUGUGACUCUUGAGACGCUGAACACACAUUAUGUCCUGCAGUGGGAAUGGAGUCCGCAGACGGCUAUUAACAGCACUGUCACCUUCACUGCACAGUCUCUUGCGAAGUAUAAGGCUCAUAAGCAGGUUCAUAAGCAGGACUGGCAAUCUGUGUGUGUGAAUGUAACAGAGCACCGCUGUGAUUUCUCUAAUGCUGGUCUGCAUUACUUCGGCAUGUUUCUGCUACGUGUACGGGUGAACACAGCUCAAAAGUCUUCCCGCUGGGUCCAGAUUGAGUUCUGCCCUGAUAAACAUGCUGCUUUAGGUCCUCCGUCCAAUGUGCAGCUGAACUCUGUUAAAGAAGAUCUUGAGAUCAUUAUCUCUGACCCUCUGAGCAGCACGAACCAGUCAAUGAAAGAGCUGUCGCAGAAGAUGUAUUACCUCAUCCAGCACUGGAAGAAAUCAGACAGCUCACAGGAGUCAAAAACAGUUUUGAAGACGGAGAGUAAUGUUGUGAUACUGUCUAACCUGGACAAAUGGACAGAGUACUGUGUGAGAGUUCAGUCCUGCUGUGCAUUCUACAACAAGAGCAGCAGCUUCAGUGAUACACUCUGUAAACAGACUGGGGGAGACACUUCGUACCAGCAGAUAGUUGUCUACUUCCUGUUGUCUCUGCUCUUUUUACUGGUGGUGCUUUUUCUGUGGUUCUGCUUGUAUAAGAUGCGCAAGAUCAUAAAGGGCAUCUUUUACCCCUCCAUUGAACUGCCAGUGUACAUGCAAGAGCGCUGGUCAUCUGACUCGGAUAUGCCAAAAUUGUUGCAUCCUGAGUCAGAGAGCGUCUGUGAUCAUCUGGUUCUCAACAGCGUAGAGACACCGGACACUGAAGCAAUAGUGACGGAUGCCCUCAUCUCACAGGACACAGUCAUGCACAGCAGACAUGGCAGCGGAGACUCUGGCGUUUACUCCACAGAGGAGGACUCGGGUCACACACACAUCACACGCACUGAUGUACAGAUGGAAGGCCUGUGUAAGACAAAAACAGACCACAGUGAAGAGACACAUGAUAGAAUGCACGAGCUCUGUGUUUGAAAAUCAUCAAGUCAUAUAGAUUAAUCUGUUUUUUGUACAAGCAAGCAUCAGUUGUCCAGCAGCACUUAUACUAUUGCUCAUAGAUCUUAAGGUUGAUGACUUGAACAAACUUUUAACUCCGAGUAUUGAACGAAUAUUGCAAAAGAUUAGCUCAAUUGACACCAUUUGUGAAGAGAUUGAUAACCAUAAAUUUAUUUAGACUUGUUCUAUGGACAACGUAGGAUACCUCAAGUCAUUUUUGCUAAUACUUUAAGCAAUCAGACUGACAGACUUGCAUUGAUGCCAGAAUAUCAUAGAGAAUUGGGCCGUGCGCGCUUUUGACUUGUGCCAGUACGCAACCACACAGAACAACCUAGAAACUGCAUUGCAGUGUGCUAAAAGCCACUGUGAAAACCUUAGCAACCAUAUAGCAAUACCAUAGUAUCAUGACAAAAACUUUGGCAUACGUAAACACCACUGAUAUUUUCUUCAGAACAUAAAAAUGUAGUUGUAGUAAAUGUAAUAUGGUUUAUAUGUGCUUUUAAACGUGACCAGAGAAGCAUUUGUUUAACCUAUAAUGAAAUAUUUUGUCUUGGCAGAUUUGCAUUUUCUCUGUUCCUCCAUCAUCUAUCAUUUUAUUACAGUUUUAUACAGCACAGUGUGUGUGUGCUAAAUUUCAUGCAGAAACGGACUUUUAAAACAUCCUCUUUGAACUUGUUUUUAUGAAUAUAAUUGCCUGUAUGCAAAAUGUUCUUGGUUUAUGAUUCUUAUAGAAUCUGAUUUAUUAUUGUGUCUGUUGAUGUAUUUCUUAAUGCUUCUUAUUCUCAAUUGAGACUAUAAAUGUGCUUACAUCACUGUGGCUGUUGCACUGUUUUGAUUUUACAGCACCUCACUGAGUGUCACUAUUGUUUAGCCCUUCAUUUGUCAUUUUCCCCACUGUACAGUUAGUUACCUGUCAGUAUAAUCUGAAUGUCGAUACCAUCAAUACAUGCUUGACAGGAAACGAACAAGUAAUCCUCUUCUUUUGUCCAUGGUGCGCUCCAGUGUUUUCUCUACAACAGAAAAACUUAAUCACACCCUCUACUAUCAGUGUAGCACACAUGGCAUGAUGUACUCAUACUGUUGCAAUGUUUUUGCAUAAAAAUUUACAUUUAAGAACAAAUGUAUUGGUACUGUAACAAAUGUUAACAUUAAUAUUAUUAUGAUUAAAUCCUCAGUCUAGGUUGGGGAGAAACCGUAACCAAAAGAGAAGGUUUUCUUAAGAAAAUAAGUGUCGUCCCAUCUCCUGCUCUUAACACUUGAUAAAAAUGAGUGUUGUCUCAUGUGGUCCUGUGUUGGUCCUUUGUUGUUUUUAUGUAGCACCAUGGUCCUGGAGGAACGUUGUCU
Messenger RNA from Xyrauchen texanus (razorback sucker), 2688 nucleotides. It is a transcript of the gene il10rb, whose product is annotated as interleukin 10 receptor, beta. The record is from RefSeq and is a predicted model, not a curated record. The transcript is spliced from 7 exons. Gene Ontology annotation, molecular function: protein binding. Lineage: Eukaryota; Metazoa; Chordata; Actinopteri; Cypriniformes; Catostomidae. Bases 160 to 1323 code for a protein of 387 amino acids.